AUGAAAAUGGCUAUCUGUGGCGCCAGCCCCACCUUAAUGGUACUGAUCCUGACUUUGAUUCUGACAUUUGGUCAAGCUACGGACACCUGGCAGCGCUUACCUUCUUUGGAAACCUUCUCCUCAUAUGAGGAUAUGCAGCGUUACUUUGAUCAGCGUAAUUUCCGUAGCAUGCGGCACAUUGACAAUCCCACCGACGAUAGUUACCUGGCGGCAUUCAACCAGUACAACGAGCAGCUGGAGGAUCAGGCACCGAAACGGGGGACCCACUCCCAUUCCAGGAUAAAACGGGAACAGCGCCAACUGCCCACGGCACCAAGGAUGCUGCGCUUUGAACUAGCAGAUGCCGUGGAACCGAAUCCGGAACUCAAGCAAAUCCUACGCCAAUAUCAUGCCAGAGCCUUGAAGGAGAAUCCCACGCCUGUGAGUUCGGUCAGUACAACUCAGGAACCAGCUGUCAGCACCACCAAGGCCACAAAGGCUAAGUCCCGAAAACCUCGUCGUCUAAGACGAUCAGUUAUCGGCAGCCAGCAGCCGGCGGAUUUUAAGGUUCAGAUGAUUCCCUUCGAGGAAACAGAUGCCAGGGAACCCGAUCCCGUGACAGCUCAGCUGAUCAAGAAGGCUCGCACCCUGGAUCUUCAGAGCCAGGCCACCAGAUCUUCUGACUUUCACCAGCUGAAACCCCAAGUGGCCAGAAAGCAACCGUUCCAGGUGAGGAUUCGCAAGACAAAGCGCUCCAAGCGCUCGGCUCCGCAGAUGAUCAAGUUUGAGUUGUCGGACGCCAAACCCUUGUCACAAAGGGCGGGAAAACAAUUGCAGUCCGAAGUUGUACCCACUCUCCUGACAAUGGAAACGCAGGCCAGGAACAGGACCCAGUCUCCUCCGUUGACCACACCCACUCCUCGGGUCGAGGACAAUGACAUACUGACGGGUGAGGCCACGGCGGAAACCAAGCGCAUGUAUGUCUACAAGGAGUCACCUCUCUCUUCGGGACAUGUGAAGACCAAGAAGUCACUGAGCGCCCUGCCCCACGAAGUGCAAAAGGUCAUUGGCCAGCUGAUGAAGGAUGGACAUGGUGGCAAGGCGUAUGUCAAGUAUCUUCCUGCCCAGAAAUCCGAGUACGAACACUACAAGGCUAAGCCUUUGUCUUAUGGACUUUCCAAGCCUUUGGGUAACUAUGUGAAGUACAUCCAGAAACCGGCAGAACCUUCGGCUGCUCCGGCUCCCGUCCAAGUGCACAUCCAACCGGUUCCGGUGGUAGAACAACUGCGCUAUGUCUACAAGCCCGGCUAUGUGGCAGCUGCCCCGACAAUAGCCCAACCCAUUGUGGUCCAGGAGGCGCCAGCUCCCACCACCGUUGCAGUGGAGGAAGUGCACCACACGUACACCGCAGAGCUGGCACCGCCGCCCACCCAAAAUCUGGAUGUGAUUGUGCCGCAAUUCAGGCCUUCCAAGCCAGAUCCCCUGCUGGCCGAAGCUCCGGCCGCCAUCUACGGAAAGCCCCAGGAGUCCUACAACUACGAGGAGGCCUCGCCCCUCAUCCAGAUCGAGUACCAUGCCCAGCCGAACGACAUCAAGGAGCACUACAAGCAGCUGCCGGAGUUCCAGCAGCUGUCCACCCUCAUUGGCAAGUCGCCGGAUGAUCAGAUCCACGGGUUGACCUACCUGCUUGCCAAGGAAAUGCAGGCCAAGUUGCAGAGGCAGGGCAAACAGCUGGUGGAUCGCCCGCAGGAUAACACGGCACCGAUUCUCUUCCACCCGGGCCAGGGACCCUCCCCGGCGCCCACUCUCAAAACUCUGUUGGAUCACGGCUCCCUGGGCGUCCAGCCGGGUCGCCUGAUCGGCAUGGCCAAGACCAAGCAGUAUGUGCCCAUUAUCGAGCCGGGGAACAACGAUGUCAAGGAGCUGCCUGCCGUCUCCAGCAGCGAGGCCUCCAAGCUGCCCACACCCAGUUCCUACAUCGAUUACACUCACGGCCACGGGCUGUCCAAUGGCUAUGAAGGCGUGGCCAAUGUGGAGGAGCCGGUGACGACGGUGGAGCAUGUGGUUCACCACCCCACGGUGGCCACGCAGCUGCUUCAGGUCCAUCAGGUCCAGCACCCAAGUCCGCAGCAGCACCACCAACAUCAACACCAACAGCACAUCCAGCAGCCGCAGCACCACGGACUUGUGGCCACUGUCCUGCCGGCGGAACUGGAUGCGGACAAGGGCGUGAAUGGACUGCACUUUGUGCACAGCCAGGAGGAUAAGUCGCUGCAGCAGUACGCCUCAAAGUAUGCGUUCGGUUAUCGCAUACGUGAUUUCCAUACCGGCAACGAUUUUGGCCACAAGCAGAAUCGUGAUCUCCACGGCGUGACACGCGGCCAGUACCAUAUCCUCUUGCCGGACGGAAGGAUCCAGAAUGUUAUCUACCACGCCGACGACACGGGCUUCCAUGCGGAUGUCAGCUUCGAGAGCGGGGCGAAACAUUAAAUCUGGUCUACACCACUGCGGCCUAAUGUGCAAUGUAGCAUAAGUUAGUUUAAAAGUCUUCUUCCAAAAAAAAUAUAAAUAACCU
This is a messenger RNA of Drosophila takahashii, 2554 nucleotides long. RefSeq names its product Cuticular protein 50Ca (gene Cpr50Ca). Gene Ontology annotation, cellular component: extracellular matrix. Lineage: Eukaryota; Metazoa; Arthropoda; Insecta; Diptera; Drosophilidae. The record is from RefSeq and is a predicted model, not a curated record.